Pseudo-nitzschia multistriata is the source of this 7459-nucleotide messenger RNA. The record is from the annotation of a GenBank genome assembly. NCBI's taxonomy places the organism in Eukaryota, Bacillariophyta, Bacillariophyceae, Bacillariales, Bacillariaceae.
GCCAACAACCACGCAUUAAGAACCGAACACGCAACACACACUCCUCUCGGGCUAUUGGUGUUCCAGACCGUUUCGAAGAUGGAGACUGCCGCCGCGGGAUCUCCCUCUCCCGGGAAUCCCGCUGGCGGGGGCAUCGGUGACAGGCCGAGCUACGGCGGUGACUCCGCGACGCCACCGGACACGGGGGGAGGAUCCACGGAGGUCCGCGCGGAGCUUCCGUUUCUGGUGACCCACUGGCUGGCAAACUACGACCGCGGCAACAACCGCAAAGAGGAACCGACUCCAGCCGAACGAGAGGCCGAGGCCCGGAUUCGCAGGGCCACCUCGGAACUCGCGGCUGCCUUUUCCAGCCUGGGGGCCUACGGGACGACCAUUGGGGUGAGUCCUGUGCUGUGCGGUGCGGUGUUUUUGGUGGUGUGCGGAUCGUCCUUUCCGUGGACUGGAUUCAAAUGCAUGCCGUCCAUCCCGUUCUGUCGAUAUUUUCUUUGGAUCGCUCUCACGCCCGUUCUUUUCUCUUUGUCGUGCGUCUUGCCACGUUUUGUUUCUUGCGCUCGGACGACGAAUUCCUUCCGGUCCAGUCGUCGCUAGAAUCCCCGUCGUCCUUUCUGACCCGUCCGGUGCUCCGAAACCGAACCUUCGGCGACGCGAACCGGAUGCACGCGGGCCUCUCACCGUCGCACCUGGAACACCUGGCGCAAUCGGUGGCCCUGCACACCGCCGCCGCGGACGCGGCUGCGGCGAAGGAUGCGCGCACCGAUCUCCUCCACAGGGCCAGGAGUCCCGGGGAGCCGGCCUUUGCCGGCCGCUCCGACCACACCGUCGGCGGCGGCAGUGCCGAUCCCCAGGGCCGAAUUCUGCAGGAAGCCAUUGGUACGGCGGAAGCGGGGUAUAGCGAUUGCAUCGAGCGGCAAGGGGAAGACCCCUGCCGAUCGAUCCUCCAGAGGCCCGCUCUGAUUGCUGCCGCGACGAAGAGUGCCGCCGGCGACGACGAAACGAACCCGGACCAAAGCUUGGUCCGGGCAGAACGCAGCUGGGACAAAGCGCCCACGAUCGACGUCCGGGCCGCGCACUGGGAGGUGGCCCACCAAACAGCCGAAGCGGUUCGGAGGUUUUUGGACCGGCGGGAAGAGCUCCGAUCGACCGCCCGCGAAAUCGAGUCGCUGGAGGCUUCCCUGGUGCUGCACCGGAAAAACACGGACGCAAUCCAACAGAAAAUAACCGAGGUGGGUGGGGACACGACGAUGACCGCCGCGGAGAAAAUCGGAACGAUCGGAACCUACAAGAGCUCGCAGCAAAGCUCGGACCGGGUGAUCAGCCAGCUGACGCGGAAGCUCUCGGACCUGCGCUCGAGCCACGAGAGCUUCGCGAUGGAGGUCGACCGCCUCGAAUCUGGUGUUAACGCUCUGGAACAAAGGCGCCAGACGCUGCUGCGGGCCUUUCGCGAUCCCUUUGCGCCGUGGAAGGGAUCCCUCGCCAAAGGCAGCCGCGUCGGUGGGUGUUUCGCGCUGCAGACCGUCCUCGGGCGGGAACAGGGAUGGUCGAGGGGCCGCUUGCCGCUCUCCGGAGCGAGGUCGAGCCUUCCCAGGGGCCCAAAUCCCUCCCACUUUUUGGAGUGCCGGAAGAACCUAUUGUCGACGCGGUUGUCCCACGCCGUCACCAUCAACGCACACAUGAACUGUCCCGUUUACUGCCUUCGUUUCGAUCGAACGGGCAGGUACUUUGUAACGGGUGCCGACGACUUUUUGCUGAAGGUCUUUUAUAUUGGAGCGGCCCAGUCCUGCCGGAAGCGGAGCAAGGGAAAGAACAAAAGCCGACGGUUGCGGUGCAAUUACGGAGCGAACUUCCGGGGAGCAGUGUUGGUGUGUACCCUGCGGGGCCAUGCAGGAGUGAUCAACGACAUUGCGGUCUCUAUGGACAAUUGUUUUUUGGCUACGGCAUCGGUGGAUGGUGACGUACGCGUCUGGGGCUUGAAGAAUGGUUCCCCCGUGGCGAUACUGAGGGGACACAAGGGAGGAGCCAACAUGGUCUCUUGGUCGGCCCUGACCCCCUACAGAUUGGUGUCUACGGGGUCGGACGGCUUUGCCAGGGCCUGGGAUAUCCGGGAAGCAUGCUUGAAGAGAUACGGCAGCAUUGUGAAUCAACGCGGAGAAUACAACCUCCGGCUGACCGAAGAAGAAACAAAGGCCCAGGACAAGAGCCGGAAAGGAAGGCACCAUCAAUCUUCCGAGAAAAGCAAGAGCGAUGAUCUCCUUCCACCGCUUCCCCCCAGAGGGGAAUCCUCACCGGCUUCCGCUCCUUCUCUUCCAAACGUCCCCACAAUAGCUCCAGACGGUACGGGCUCAGCUGUCUCGCGGGAAAUUCGGCCUCCGAUUGGAGCAGCCGCUGCCCCUUCGAGCUAUAGUGACAAUAACUACAACGACAACGACAUCGACAACGGAAUUAUAGUUCCUCCUCUGCCCGCCGCGGUACCACCGCUUGGUCAGGGCGCCGAUGGGAGAAAUCAAAAUCCCGGAGGGUUCAUCGAGGGUGCCGCCGACGGUGUAGGCCCUGGAGAUUUCGUGGCGAAUGACUUGAUCGAUGAGGGAGUCAAAUUGCUAUCGAAGUACCAGCACGGCACCAUCCAAGAAGAGCACGGGCCCGGCACGCGAUCACGGAGAUCGGCGGUGAAUGUGAUUUGUGUUUCGCGCUGUCCGCUUGGGAAGCACUUCGUGACCGGAUCCGACGACGGAAUCAUUCGCAUCUGGGAAGACGUUGACGACAGCUCUGUGGCAAUCGUUGACGCUCGAUUGAGUAGUGAUAGAAAUCUAGACAAGCUAUUGCGAAACACGAAUGAUUCGCAAAGAGGAGCGGACAAGCAGCCCCUGCUGAAGUUGAUGGGGCAUGUUAGUACAAUUACUGAUCUAGCAUAUUCCCAUGCCGGCGACAGAAUACUCAGUGCCAGCCAAAAGGAUGGUGUAGUUCGUGUCUGGAAUAUAGGAAUGGCAACUACCAAAAGAACUGGUCACGGUAUCGAGUUCAAAGACAAACGAGUGACUCAAAUCGUGAUUAAUCUUGUCCAUCCAUUCUCGAACAAAACUUCCCAACCAACUAGAAGGCGACGGCCUGGAAACGCCGCCAGAAAUGCGGGUUCAAAAGUUUGUUGCGAUGUUGCAGUUUGGACCCACGAUGAUUCCUGCGUUGUCACGUCUCAAUGUGUACUGGUAAAAGAAAACAAAACAGACAUUCAGCCAGGAUCCCACUUUAUAUGCAUGUGGGAUUCGGAGUCUGGAAAAUGUCUGAUCAGUAUAUCCGGCGCUCAUACUGCGCAAUGCCAAGUGCUUAUUCCACACCCCACUGACGCCUCGAUCAUAUGCACAGCUUCGACGGAUGGGUUUUUAAAAUUGUGGGACUGGAGCAAAGGAAAAUGCAUUUUCACCCACCACAAUAAAGUUGAAUUUGGUCCAACAGAUCCGAACAAUAGAAGCAAGAUUGGAGGUUAUUUGGAUGGAUCUUUUAAUCCAGAUGGUAGUGCCCUUGUUCUCACCGAUGACGAUGGUUUCAUUACUGUGCUGAGCUCUAUUUCAGAAAACGACAACCCUCCAAACACAGGUAUCGGUUUGGAAUGGAUGAGAGAACAAUAUUUCUCAAACGACUACUAUGAUCUUGCUUAUGACAGGUAAAUGGACUCUUUUCUCUUUCGUCUGAAAAAGUCUGUCAAGUGCCAUUUCCCCUCACGACGUCUUUCUUUUCCCUCUUCCUGGAUUUCUUAUGCGAAACUUCCUAAAUUCAAUAUUACUUUGAAUGCUAGAAAUGGGUAUUGUAUUGAAAAAGGUUCUGAACGGCCGCCUCACCUUGCACCAAAGGGCUCUCGAUGCGCUCACAACGGAGCUCCGAACUCAGAGGAAAUCAAUGAAACCUUUCAAAAGUUAUUAGGUCCAUCACCACUUCCUGAAAAGCCGUGUUCGUGGCAACGCGAACAGAUCAGGGCGAGGACCUACGCAGAGAAAUACAUUGUCUGUUCCUCUCAUCAGAAGCCAACCGUUCGGGUCAGUGUUCGUGAGUUUGAUCCCCAAUCAACAGUUAUUAUUAGGGGGAUUGAUCAUAGAGGUGCAGAUAACGCUAGAUUGCCUGUGUCAGCUGCAUCUGCGUUUGGAUCCUCAAGCCACCAAGGAGGUACAAGAAACCAGCCCUCUGCUUCUACUCGAACUAUGUCUGCAAACUAUCGAUACUUGGACUACGACGACUUGAUCAGACGAGAGGGCAAUCCCGAGGAGGCCGAACCUGAUUCGGACGACGAAGAAUUUCAACCUACAGCGGCUCGCACGCAUGUCAAUCGGAAUAACGUCGAAAUCGAGUCUGAAGACGAAGAUCUCGAUCUUGAUUUCGAUGACCUUAGCACAUACUCUGAAAGUAACAAUCGUCGCCGAAGCAGACAACGGAAUCAAUCGUCUUCAAGAACAACGGAAGAACGAAGAGUCCGGGCUCAAAGGCGCGCUCAACGAAGUGACACAGAUUUCGUAGAAAUAGGUUCUGAUGAUGAAUUGAUUGCGCAGUUUGUAAGCUCAAACAGAACGCCCUCGGGAUCGUACGUUAGGGAUUAUACAAUUAAUGGGCACUAUUGGCGAUUGAAAAGCCAUGCAGAUGCUGUACGAGUUCGACGCAAAUGGUUGGAAAGAGAAGAAAGCGACUCUACAUAUUUUGGAAGAAAUCCGUACACGCCACAAAUGGGUGACUCGAUUGUUUAUAUUCCUCGAGCACAUUUCGAGACGAUCAAGGAAUGUCCAAGUCUAUCACMGCCGUGGCAAAGCUGGCCAACAGGUGCUGCAUGGCCUGUUGUUCGAUGCUUCGUAAGAGGUGUACGGUACCGAUUUCCUUACGAAGACUAUUUUCGAAACAAACAGCAUGCCAAGUGUACCAGUAUUGUUGCAAUUUUAACACUUGAGGUCACAGGCAUUCCAGAAAUAUCAGACGAUAGAGAAUUUCCGUGGCCGAGACCAUCCUUCAUAGAGCCCACGCGACCGUCUAUAUUCGAACUUAGUGUUUUCGAAAGCUCAAGUUGCGAAUACAUAAUUCCGGAAACACUGUAUACUUCCCGGAUAAUGGCAUUGGAGAGCCAUAUUAGGUCACGAAGCAAUGGUGCGAGUGGUUUGGAAGUUGACCUCUACUAUGAACAAGAGCAAGGAGAUUCAGAUCUAAAAGCAUGGCCUGCCACCAUUGAGGAAAUUUUACCUGACGAAGGUCAUUCGGAUGUCCAUUUGCGGGGUAGUGGUUUUGGUGUGGUGCAAGUCUGCGAUGGGUCGGAGGAAAACAGAGACUUUGUCAGUCCAUGGGAGUUGAAUACCGAAGGAGUGAAUCUGACUAGACCUUGCAUAAGCGAGGUUGAAAAGGAAUCUGUUCUAAAAGCCUUGAAUUGCCUUCUUCGAAAGGAAGAAAUUGCCAACCACCUGAGCAUGCCUGUAGAUCAGGAACGAUAUUGUGACUAUGAUCUAAUGAUUGAAAUUCCAAUGGAUCUGAUGUUGAUAAAAAGAAGACUUGCCGCUAACUUCUAUGGAUCCAAACUUGCAGUUGCUUCCGAUUUGCGUCUCAUAAGAGACAACUGCAUUAAAUACAAUACGGAUGAAAAUUUAAUGUCGGACAUUUCUAUCAAAAUGUGCGAUGAGUUUGAGGAGAAGGUACUGAGUGAUGAGGAGCGCUCACAAAUGAUCUCAGAGGUAGAAGUUGACAAGAUUCAAAAAGAGCAAGCCGAAGGGCGACAAGUAUCAAGCUUACGCAUCCGGCUCAGUGCACGAACAGUUCAAGAGGCUACCCAAGCAGCUGGUUCAAGCGGCGGAAGAUAUACAUUGAGUGACAGAACAACUACACAAGGGCAAUCUUCUCUAGAAAGCUUGCCGGCUCCAGAAAAUGUUUCAACCCAAAGGCAACGAAGUCGGAGGGAAACAAAUGCUAGCGAUGUAGCUCGCGAAGUAAAUUCGCGAAGCCGAGGCAGGAACGAUGAAACAGACGUUCUUGGACAAAUGGCUGGGCUUCGUUCUGAAAGUCGUAGCGCUCCAAGAAUUGAUACAGCUGCAAGUAAUAUUGGAGGAAGAACGCGGAUGCAACGAAUGGAAAACAACUUGAGUCCAGAUAUUCGCAGAAGUCCACGCACACGCAGACAAGGUGUUACUGAAAAUGGUGGCCCAGGAGAUCGCAGGAGCCUUCGUAUAAGAAACGACGUGAGGCAAAAUAGUGAUCGCAGUGCACCAGUCUACAGGGAAGAAAGCGACGACGAGAGUGAUGAAGAGGCAAUCGUUCCCACCAGGACAUCUCGGCCCGAAGGCACUAGACGAAGCUCUAGAAACAUUGAGCUGCGCAAUUCAUCACAGAUUCGACAGAAUGGAGGGACGGACGAUACUUCGCAUUCGGUGCCUCCAAGCAGAGGUUCAACGAGGGCAGCGGCGCGUGCUUCCAGAAACGACAGCGGAACAAGGAGUUCCUAUUUUGAAAAACGAAUCGAGGAGGAGGAAUCCGAUCGAAAAGAAGAACAGGGAUACGAAAGUCAUCAAAAGCAAUCAGAUUCCGAGGCCGAUAGCAAAUACUCGAGUGCUGCCGAGGAAGAAAGCGUCUCUUCCGACGGUGACUUGUCAGUAGAAGAAGGUCUGUCUCCACCAGCUAAGCGCAGCCGAACCUGUAGCAGAUCGGUGAGGAACGCAAGCCCGGCUACACCAGAUCAAGAGGCGACCUCGAGGCAGUCCAGCAGAAAUGCCGGGAGGCAACGCACGAAGUACGAAGAAGUUGACUCGGAUGUAGACGAAUAUGCCGCCGAAAGCGACGAAGAAGAAGAGGAAACGGCUCCCGUUGCCCCGGUCAGAACCUCGGGCAGGCUUCGCCGCACGAUUUCGCCUCGCUGGACCGGGGACGAUUCUCAAUCCGACGACGACGAAGAAGAAAGCGACGAGGAGUCCUUACCAACGAAACGACGAAGUGCGAGCAAGAGAAAACGACAACCCCGGAAACAAUCUCCCACGACAAAGAAAGUGAGGGGUAGCGUGGAUGAGUUGCCGGAGCUGUCGAAGUGGCCCGACAUUGGCGUUGGUAACAUCACCCGGGUCACGAGGGCUAUACUGACCCGUGUUUUGGAAAACGACGAGCUCGACAUGUUCUCGAAACCAGUAGUUGAGGCCUAUCCAUCGAUUGCUAAGGAAUACCUCUCGCUCAUCAAGAGUCCUAUGGACCUGCGAACCAUCGAGGAAGAACGGCUGAACGUUUACGAUUCGAUCCAGAUGUUGCAAGACGAUCUUGUCCUCAUGUUUCGAAAUUGCUGUACUUUCAAUGGUCCUAACUCCGACUUUGGAAUGAUGGCGAGAAGGCAAUGGGAGGAUGUCGGCCAAAUCUUUGCCGAUGUCUGCAAGAAGGAAGGUGUUCUCCUACCCCGGCGCUGGAAGUAGUAAUAGCAGGAACGUUUUUGCAUUAUCGUGAUUCUUGGAGCGGAACAUUGUAAACA